AUGAUAAUUACUUUGAGACGAGUAAGUAUUAUUUUACUAUUCAAACUCCAUUCUAGCUUUUCCAAUAGAAUACCAUAAAAAAAAAAAAAAAGCUUUUCCAAUAGAAAAAACGGAGUGUUUGCUAGUAGUGAGAGUUUAACAGUAAAUAGAAGUUUUGAAUUCCCGAGUUAGGGUUCCCAUAUAUAUGCUUCCUUGCAGUUUGUUAACCUCACGUAGUGCAGGCUGCAAAACCAGACAGUGAGAGAAACAGCCACUCCGGUCAUCAGCCAUGGUGCACGUCUCAUUCUACCGCAACUAUGGGAAGACAUUCAAGAAGCCUCGCCGUCCUUAUGAGAAGGAGCGUUUAGACGCUGAGCUGAAGCUGGUCGGAGAGUAUGGGCUGCGGUGCAAGAGGGAGUUGUGGAGGGUUCAGUAUGUCCUGAGCCGCAUCCGGAAUGCGGCCAGGGAUCUCUUGACCCUCGACGAGAAGGACACACGUCGGAUGUUUGAGGGUGAAGCCCUUCUCCGUAGGAUGAACCGCUAUGGGCUUCUGGAUGAGAGCCAGAACAAGCUCGAUUAUGUCUUGGCCCUGACUGUUGAAAACUUCCUGGAGCGCCGCCUGCAAACACUUGUCUUCAAAUUGGGUUUGGCAAAGUCAAUUCACCAUGCUCGAGUGCUGAUUAAACAGAGGCAUAUUAGGGUUGGAAGGCAGUUGGUAAAUAUUCCAUCCUUAAUGGUGAGGGUUGAUUCACAGAAGCACAUUGAUUUCUCCCUCACUAGCCCAUUUGGUGGUGGGCGUCCUGGUAGGGUGAAGAGAAGGAAUGAAAGUAAAGCUGCCAAGAAGGCUGCUGGUGGAGAUGGGGAUGAAGAUGAUGAGGAAUAAACUAACCGGUCAUGUUUUUUGAGUAUUUGCUUAGAUAAAAUUUUGUUUUCUAUGGUCUCUUCUCCAAGUUUUUCUGAGCUUACAACAGAACCUUCCCAAUUCUUUUAUUUGCCUUUUUCUUGAAAGGCUUAGGCCCGGUUAACAACUUAUUUCAGUACUUU
This is a messenger RNA of Rubroshorea leprosula, 1023 nucleotides long. The record is from the annotation of a GenBank genome assembly. NCBI's taxonomy places the organism in Eukaryota, Viridiplantae, Streptophyta, Magnoliopsida, Malvales, Dipterocarpaceae.